UCGGUUGGAGCUUGAAAACAGUCGGGAGUAUUUCCAAACCCUAUCAUGUUAAGCAUCGAGUCAUUUUCCUAGUUUUCUUCAAGUCUUCAACCCAGAAAGUCUUUCCUGAUUUUAACAAGCCAUUGUUGCUAACUUGCCAACAAUGGCUUUCAUUCAUCGAAUCAAAGAAUUGAAACCCAUUAAAUUCAUCCACCAUUUCAAAAGAAAUUACUUUCACGUUCCCCCUUCUACAUUAAUCAACCAAACAACAUCACGACCAUUACAAUAUCAUCAUUUCCUCUCAACUACUCCCAAAAUUCGAGGUCUUAUUCAAAGUCAGGAAAAUUUGUCAUUUGUUAGGGUUCGGUUCUUUGCUGCUCCUGUUCAGUUUCAGCAGAAGAAAGAGGAUGUGGUUAAUCCUAGUAGACCAAGGCUUAAUGAUGAAAUCCAAGCUCAAUUUUUACGGCUUGUUACUGAUGAAGGACAUUCUGUUGUUUCAAGAAAAGAAGCUUUGGAACGUGCAAUGAAACUCGAACUCGACUUAGUUGAGGUCAAUCGCGAUGCAAAACCUCCUGUUUGCAAACUCAUGAACUAUAGCCGCGAAAAGUACAGGAAACAAGUUCAGGAAAAAGAGCGAGCUAAACAAAAGGCAGCUGGGAGUCUUAAGAAAGCAGCCACUAAAGAAGUCCGUAUAUCGGCAAAGACGGAAUUGAAGGAUCUCAAAAUUAAGGUAGACGCAAUAAAAAGAUUGAUGGAACGGGGUUACCGAGUAAAGUGUACAUUAACUGGUCGUGAAGCCCAAGAUUUCAGUGGAUUGAUGUCACAGCUUUGUGAAUUGAUAGAAGAUGUUGCCCUUGUGGAGUUUGGACCAAAGUUUCAAUCUAAGCAAGCACAUUUAAUUGUCCGACAUAUCAAAUUUGGCACGGGGAAGAAAGGUGGAAAAAAGGACAAAACUGUUGCUAGCCCUAAUAUUGAAAAUGCGGAUAGUGCUCAUGUUGACAGUCAUGGCGAAGAACAGCACGAUCAAGAGUCUGGCUCUGACGAUGAUGAUGAAGUGGAAGCACCCUCACAGUCGGUCACUGCAGUUUCUAGUGAAGAUAACUUUUAUAGUGAUAUGAAGGGGAAUAGCUUUGUUGCUAAACCAACUGCAAGCACAAUCUUACAAGAAACUGAAAAUAAAUAUGCUAGAAAUGCGCCAAAGAAUGCUUCAGCUGUGAGGAAUCCGACGAGAACUCUUGACAGUGCAACCCAGAUCUUAGGUCAACCUUACGCUAUCCCCCAACCCCACCAUAGUGUUCCUCCACGUAAUGGUGAAGUGGAAGCACCCACACGAUCAGUCGCUGCAAUUUCUGACCCAAGCCAGAGCUUCAAUAGCGAUAUGAAGGGAGCUAACUUCAUUGCUAGUCCAACUGCAAGCGCAACCUCACAAGGCACUGAAAAUAGAUAUGCUAGAAGUGCGCCUAAUAAUGCUUCAGCUGUGAGGAAUCCGGUGAGAACUCUCGACAAUGCACCCCAGAUCUCAGGUCAACCUUUCGCUCACCCCUACAAUUGGGUCCCUCCAUGUAACUUCCCCCAACAAAAUCACCCUAGUGUUCCUCCACCGAACAGUCAUCAACAAGGUGUACGUCAAGGAUCCCCACCAAGAAAUCUUCCUUUUCCUCCAUAUGAUAUUCGUCAACCUAGGGGUGAGACUCCAACUCAAUCAACUCAGGCCAAUAGUAACAUGUCAGGCUCCACAGGACACCGUCAGCCACCUGGUAAUGCUGAUGGUCUUGCAUCACACUCGACAGUCUUCGGUAUUUUUAGUAAUAAGAAGGCUGAAAAUAUCAAUCCAAAUAGUGCCCGUUCUUCCGAUGCUACAAGAAUUUCCGGUCCUGUUGUGGCUCCUGAUAACUUAAACCCGCCUACAUCAAAAUCUGAUGGUCGUCAGGAAACAGAAUCAUCCCAGAAGAAAUUUGGAAUAUUCAGUAGAUAGAGCUCAAAAUGGAGUUGUAGAAGAAUACACAAGGUGAACAAAAGAUUACGCGAUCGAUUCUCUGUUAUUAUGAGUGGUUUCAUACACUGAGAGUAUGAUUAAUUAUUUUCUACUCAUUUUCUUGUGGAAUAACAAAAUUUGUUGUUGAGAUCAGUAGGAGAGUUACAUACUUGUACUACUAGUACUUGUAUUAGUAUUAUUCAAACACAGAUGCAGCAUUUUCUGUUUGUGCUGACUUUUGGAUAAAUUGGUUUCUCUGAAAUCCAUUUUUUGCUCUGGAGAUUA
Molecule: messenger RNA, 2239 nt
Organism: Amaranthus tricolor (Joseph's coat)
Lineage: Eukaryota; Viridiplantae; Streptophyta; Magnoliopsida; Caryophyllales; Amaranthaceae
Product: translation initiation factor IF3-1, mitochondrial
Exons: 8
Coding region: 143-1954 (603 amino acids)
Biological process (GO): translational initiation; ribosome disassembly
Molecular function (GO): translation initiation factor activity; ribosome binding
Source: RefSeq, a predicted model, not a curated record